AUGAGCGCCUUCAACCUCGAAAUAAGCGCCACCAUUGACCCAGAGGUCCAAAUCCCCUGGAGUAGCCGUGUGGCCAUCUGCCUCCUCCACCGCCAUCGUCUCAUCGGCAAGAAGACACUUCGCAAAACGUACAUCAUUCCCGACGAGGAUAAUGAAGUCAAGAUCAGGCUGGAAAGCCUGAACAUCCAAAACCUGGUCGCACUCAAGGCCUUCUUCGAAAACCUGAUGCCCAAGAACGGUGUCACCCAGGAGGAGUCGGCCGGCUUGGCUGUUACCGCUGCGCUGGAUCAUGAUGAUAGCGCCAAUGAGCUCUCCAUCUCUAUCGAAUUGGACUAUAUGGCGAUGCUGUCGAUUAGUUGCCUGGAUUUCAAGCGUUGUGAUGAGAGUAUACGCAUUAGCUUCAAGAUGUCGAGCCCGAGUCCUGUCUACAUGAGUUUUGGACAGUGCCAGUUCAUUCUCAAGAAGGGUACAGAGACGCUGGCCCUUUUGGACGGCCGUUUCGCCAUUCACAAGGGCGAGGAUUCAGUCGUCAUGGAGGGGGACAUUGACUUCAGUGUUAAUUACAAGCUGUUUGCUGGAACGGGGAAUUUGAUGGGCUUCAAGACGUAUGAGCACAACAAUACUUUUCUCGCUCAUGCUAUUCGGUUGUUCAAGACGGAAGUCAAAUUGAGCUAG
Trichoderma reesei QM6a is the source of this 675-nucleotide messenger RNA. RefSeq lists its product as uncharacterized. The transcript has 2 exons. The record is from RefSeq and is a predicted model, not a curated record. Lineage: Eukaryota; Fungi; Ascomycota; Sordariomycetes; Hypocreales; Hypocreaceae. Bases 1 to 675 code for a protein of 224 amino acids.